CACAAGACAGGAGAGACACCGCGCCACUCCCCCAAAACAUUUUGUCUGAAUUUCUUUGGCUUCCCAGUCGAAGCGGAUGGCGAUGGCAGGCAGGAGGCGCCCCGAUCUCCUCCUGCGCCGCCGCGCCAAUCUCUCAGCCCGUAGCCCGCUGAGAUCCAACCUUUCCACCGUGUCCGGCCGGAGACCGCCCGAACCCGCCGACCCGGCCCGCGCGGCGUCGAUCCUGGCCGAGAAGGACUGGUUCGCGCGGCUCAACUCGGAGUUCGCCGCCGCGCUGCCGCGCCUGGGCCCGCGCUUCGUGGUCCGCGUGCUGCACGCCGCCGUGCCCCUCGAGCCACGCCUCUGCGUCCGCCUCUACGUCUGGGCGUCGCGGUUCGGGACCCACUUCGCGCGGGACGCCUCGGUGCGGCGGGCCCUGGAGGACGCGCUGUGGCGGCGCGGGCCGCUCGUGCUGUCCGCGGCGCUGGUGGCGGAGGUCAGGGGCUGCGGGUGCGAGGUCUCCGAGGAGCUGCUCUGCUCCAUGAUCGCCAGCUGGGGCAGGCUGGGCCUCGCGCAGUACGCGCACGAGGUGUUCGUGCAAAUGCCGCGUCUCGGGCUGAGGCCCAGCACGGCGGUGUACAACGCCCUGAUCGCCGCGUCUGUGAGGGCUGGCGCCGUCGACACGGCAUACCUCAGGUUCCAGCAGAUGCCUGCGGAUGGGUGCCAGCCGGACUGCUUCACCUACAACACACUCGUUCACGGGGUCUGUCGUAGUGGGAUCGUCGAUGAGGCGCUCCGGCUGGUGAGGCAGAUGGAGGGCGUCGGGAUCAAGCCGAAUGUGUUCACUUACACGAUGCUGGUUGAUGGGUUCUGCAAUGCUGGCAGGCCAGAGGACGCACUUCAUGUGUUCAAUACGAUGAAGGAUAAGGGUGUAUCGCCGAAUGAGGCCUCGUACAGGACUUUGGUUCAUGGUGCGUUCCGGUGCUUGGGGAGCCACAAGGCGUAUGAGAUGCUUAGUGAGUGGAUAGGACGUCAGCCUCCACUGCACCCAAGUGCGUGGCAUACUAUGCUGUAUUGCUUAUCAAAGAACGAGAUGGCCAAAGAGGUAGUUGAGGUCGUGAAGAAGAUGAAAACUAGGGGUCUUCUCCUCGACAAUGCUAUGUUUGGCAUUGUGGUCUCUUGUGCUGUGAAGUGCCUGGAGUUGAGUGAUUUGUGUGAGUUGGUUGAUGAUUUCGUAAAGAAAGGCGGGAAUCCUGGAUUUCAUGUCUAUAUUAUGAUCAUCAAAUCCUUACUGGACUGCAAAAGUUCUUCAAAGGCAAACCACUAUUUAGAGCGCAUGGUUUUAGAUGGGCUCUUGUCUAGUGUGGCAUCUUAUAACAUGGUGAUAGAUUGCUUUGUCAAGGAAGGUGCAGUGGAUAGGGCAGUGGAGAUUAUAAAACAAAUGCGAGAGAAAGGUUUCCUUCCAAACCUUGUUACCUUUAAUAUACUGAUAAGUGGUUACUCAAAGUUAGGGGAUGUACAUAAUGCAAAGGCUGUUCUUAAGUUGCUUAUGGAAGAUGGUUUCAUGCCAGAUAUCAUUACUUUUACCUCCCUCAUUGACGGGCUAUGCCAUGCCCAUCAGAUGGAUGAUGCGUUUGAUUGCUUCAGUGAGAUGGCAGAGUGGGGUGUUAGACCAAAUGCUCAUACUUACAAUGUACUAAUGCGCGCGCUUUGUUCAGUCGGGCACGUUAACAAGGCCAUUGAUCUUCUUAAUAAAAUGAAAAUAGAUGGCAUUACUCCCGAUGCAUAUUCCUUCAAUGCUCCCAUUUUGAGUUUUUGCAGAAUGAAGAAAGUAGAUAAAGCUCGUAGUAUUUUUAAUGCCAUGCUAAGAUUAGGUGUUGUUCCAGACGGUUACACAUGCAACAUCCUGAUUAAAGCUCUUUGUGAUGAAAAGAGAGUUGAUGAUGCCAAAGAAAUUCUAGCUGCAACUGAGUCUAGUGGCUGUACUGUGACCGAUCAUCAUCACUCAUACUGGCCAAUUGUUUCUGCACUUACUAAAAUGGGUCGAUUCAGUGAGGCAGGACAGUUGAUGAACAAAUGUCACAUCAGAAAUGUUCAGUUGGAUUGUGGUUCUAAUCGUACCACAGAGCCUGCAAUGCAUGCCCGAGUUGUCAAUGUGUGAGUUGUGAUUUGGUAUCUACAUGCUAUUUGGCACAUGAAUGAUUGCCCUCCUCCUGCAAUGAAGGCUCACAACUGGCUCAUCUUUGCUAAGAUGAAUCACCUGGAACUUCUCAGCGCCCAUUGCUUUGUAGUGCAUUUCAGGAAUGAUAUGGAUUUGCACAUUUCUGUCUGAAAAUCUUUGCAGAAGAAGUCAGUAUGUUUCUUCUAGCUCUUUGCAUGUUUCGGUGAAUUCUCUACUUAAAGGGAUGAACUUCAUGCAAAAUAUUAUAGCUGCUUUUAAUUUGCGAAUACUGGAGAGGAAAGACCGCAAGCUAACAUAAAGUGAAUUUCAUGUACUUCUAGGACUAGUUUCAUUUUAUUUUGGGUUGUAUAUGAAAAUUGAAUUAAAGAGGAUUAGGAAAUUUAGUUUGAAACAAAGGGUAUUCAGAAAUUUCUAGUAGUCCUCAGUAAACAUGUAACAUCGGGUGCAACAUUCCUAUAAUUCUAUGUACUUUUAGAGUCUUAAAGCUGCUCACACACAAAUCUGGCCGUGGAGACUGUGAUGCUUUCUGUAAUUAGGAUGGCAGAAGUAUCCCAAGAAGAGCAGUCCGUAGCUUCAUAUUAUGUGUGUUGCUAAAAGUUAUUUGUGCCUUGGCAUAUUAAGCAGCGACCUUGGAGUGGUAAUAAAAAAUGCAACACAGCAAUUGUCUCAACUUCUCAUUGAAGAUGAAGACUUGUUAAGAAUUUCUCAUUUAUCUCCUUUUUUUUUGCAGGGCUGCUGAUUUCCAAAAGGAUUCUUAUGCUUGUGUGCAAAUGCUGUUCUCCUGGAAAACAAACAUUUCACAUCAUGCAAACUCGAUUCUGCGGAGGAUGAUUGCUUCCAAAUCCUCCUUGAGUUUCUGGUGUUUCAGACUGCACCCCAACAGCGCUCCAUGGUGACUGUGUCUACCGGUCAUGGGGGAGUUUGUUAUGUGAAUUCUCAUCGCUGCUCAACUUCUGUUCAACCUUACGGGGGCUAGCUUCUCUUCUUAUUCAUGACCUGUUCAUGGUGAGGAGGUGCGUUAUUCUGGUCUUGAGGCUACUUAGAGCGUUGAACUGACACCUGGAGAUGAAUAACGCCGAUUCACAUGUGCGGCCUCCUGCACCCAGUUGUUACAGCUGUAUAUACACCAAUUGUUGCAGUUGUAUAUACAGUUGCAAUUUAGAAUUGAUUCUAGAAACUACACUCGUUACUUCAGACCAGGAUGCAUAUAUAAAGCUUAAUUGGUCAGACGUCUCCUAUCAUGUGUGAUCUCCUGAACCACAUUACUUCACAUGCAGGAUCCUCCAUGUUGUUACAACGGUUUAGUAUACAUUUUUUUUAAUUUCAUGGGAUUCUUUGUUUGGACC
Molecule: messenger RNA, 3507 nt
Organism: Triticum aestivum (bread wheat)
Lineage: Eukaryota; Viridiplantae; Streptophyta; Magnoliopsida; Poales; Poaceae
Product: putative pentatricopeptide repeat-containing protein At3g16890, mitochondrial
Exons: 2
Coding region: 77-2140 (687 amino acids)
Biological process (GO): chloroplast-nucleus signaling pathway; mitochondria-nucleus signaling pathway
Cellular component (GO): chloroplast
Molecular function (GO): protein binding
Source: RefSeq, a predicted model, not a curated record